UGAGGAGUAAGGAGAAGGAGCGCUUCAGCUCCGUUAAAUAGCGGAAGUCAUCCUAAAAAAAGUUGUUCCCCGUCUUUGGACUAUUUUGCAGGAUUAUAACGUUUUUCUUUUUUGUCUUGUCUGGAUUUACUUUACGAAAGUUUUUUUCCAUGGAUGGCGGGGUCCUCAAAGCAGGAGUCGGCGAGCUCCUGGCAGCUUCUGUUAAGAUGCUGUAAACUUGUAAGUAUGCUGGGAGGACUGCGUGCAACCUUCACAAAGUGUGCAUGAUUCCCGCGGAGGAACCCCCCGAGACUGAACGCUCUCUAAUGCCCCUGAGGACGACGAGCACCCCGGGCUGCGCAUGUUGUGCACGCCGUGCAACAUCCACACGUCCCGGGCGACGAGUCUAAAUCCAUGCGGGACCCUCCGCCAGCCGGACGGGACCGACGCGACGCAUCCAGGACGGUCUAGGGUUGUCGUAUGUUCCGGUCGAGACGCUCCGGGCUCGUACGGCGACUGUGGAGAAGCCGUGCGGUCGCACAGCGCGAUGGAAGCGGGGGAUGUCCGUGUGGCUCCCGGCAGCAGGGGCCGGUGACACGCGUCGGGGGCCCCGCGGGGGAAGCCGGAGAGGAAGCGGGGCGAGCCGACAAUGACCCCGGGACCAUGUGCGGGGACGAUGCGGAGACUCGGACGGUGACGUGUUGUUUGUUCGCGGACCUCAGAGGACCUCGAACUCCCCGAAAAGACAACUGCGAGUGUGGCCUGCUGAAUAUUACUCACGCUUUUCUGAAAAAACUCCCGGAGAGAAGUCUGGAUGUGUUGUUGAAGGCCGUGGAGACCAAAGGAGGAGUAGCGAGCGACUGUGUGAUGGUGCCGGCGGGCACCGAGCUGAGGGUCGGGGCUCACCGCGUCUCGUCUCAGCACCUCCUGUGCCGGAUGUACCGGUGGGGAGACCUGCCGCCCUCAGCCCACCUCAAAGCCCUCUGCCACUGCCAGAGCUUCGGUGGGCAGGACGGUGCCAAGGUGUGCUGCAACCCGUACCACUACAGCCGUCUGUGUGGGCCAGAGUCACCUCCUCCCCCGUACUCUGUGUCCCAUUCAGAUGAACACAAGCCACUGGACUCUCCUCUGUCUUACACUGAACCCACGCGCCCUCUCAUCAUGCCGACAGACCACACAGCUGAUGGACUCAUCACCGUGUUGCCGCGCUGUCAAGGAGCGGACAUGGAGGGGGGUGCUCCGGUGGGACAUGGCAAGAACGGGGCCAAGACCGGUACCUCCCUGGGCUCCUCGUCAUCCUGCGGCCGUCGCUCCCACUGGUGCAGCGUGGCCUACUGGGAGCAGCGCACACGCGUGGGCCGCCUUUAUCCCGCCCACGAGCCCUCGCUCAGCGUUUUCUACGACCUACCUCAAGGCACGGGCCUCUGCCUCAGCCAGCUCCGCGCCGACGUCAACCACUGUCGCCGUGACGACCACGACACACCAGUACUUCCCAGCUACCCCGGACAAGGAGGGAACGGCGGCGGCGGCGGCGGCAUACGAGCGACCCGCAGUAAAAUCGGCUACGGCAUCGUGCUGAGCCGGGAGCCGGACGGAGUGUGGGUGUACAACCGCAGCCAGCACCCGGUGUUCGUUCACUCGCCAACUCUGGACCUCCUCAGCGCCGGGGGGCUGAGUGUCAAGCGGGUGAUGCCGGGAUUUUCCCUUAAGGUGUUCGACUAUGAGAGCUCCAGCUGGAUGGCCCAGCACGGCAUCGAGCCUGAAAGCCAGGAGGGGCCCUGGGACCCCCACAGUGUUCGUAUUAGCUUUGCGAAAGGAUGGGGCCCCUGCUACUCCAGACAGUUCAUCACUUCCUGUCCGUGCUGGCUGGAGGUGCUCCUGAACACCCACAGAUAGCACACACACAAUAUUUGCCAUCUACCAAGAUUUAAUAUAAAGUUGAUAUAUAUUUUAUAACAUAUAUUAUACAUGUAAAUACUUGAGUCAUUUUACAAUGCAGCUAUUUAUGUAUAGUGUAGUAAUGUGGACAAGACAAACAAGGAAGAAGAAUAUGCACUUUUCAUUCUUUAUAUAUGCAUUACAGAGUUUCUCAGUGUCAUUUUGCAAAUAUAAACGCUGGUUUAUGCUCUCAUGAUCAUUAUUUCAAAGUACUCCUUACACACAA
Molecule: messenger RNA, 2143 nt
Organism: Nerophis lumbriciformis (worm pipefish)
Lineage: Eukaryota; Metazoa; Chordata; Actinopteri; Syngnathiformes; Syngnathidae
Product: mothers against decapentaplegic homolog 6-like
Biological process (GO): anatomical structure morphogenesis; SMAD protein signal transduction; regulation of transcription by RNA polymerase II
Cellular component (GO): heteromeric SMAD protein complex
Molecular function (GO): I-SMAD binding; transcription regulator inhibitor activity
Source: RefSeq, a predicted model, not a curated record